Molecule: messenger RNA, 6991 nt
Organism: Numida meleagris (helmeted guineafowl)
Lineage: Eukaryota; Metazoa; Chordata; Aves; Galliformes; Numididae
Gene: TMEM248
Product: transmembrane protein 248
Exons: 7
Coding region: 3304-4248 (314 amino acids)
Source: RefSeq, a predicted model, not a curated record
CCAUAUUUGCACUCUUUUCCCUUACUGGUGGUUGCUGGCUCUCCUCCUGCCCCUCUUAGCAGUCGGCGUUACCCUCUGUCGGCGUGCAGAGCUCUGCUUUGCCAUUUAUUUCCACUAACACCAUUUCCCCAUUCGUCAUUCUUGGGAUUUAGGCUGCGUCCCUGUCUGCUCUCUGUCUCAUUACAGUUCUCAUUACAAACAGCAACUCUCAUUACAGACUGUCCGAAGAUGCUUUUUUGCACGCUUUUUCUAUAGAAUUCCAUACCACGUUCCUUAAUGUGUAGCCUUAAUGAAGUCAACCAUUAACCUGCUUACACUGGUUGCUAAACCAGUGUGUGAGUAUUAAACUGUCAGUGAGAUUUCCAUUGCUUCCUGAGCAGAGCCUUUCUGUGAGCUGUGUUUUUUUGGCUGCUAUCAGUACGGUACACAAAAUUUGCUUUCUAAUGGAAAUUUACAGCAGCUGCUUCUGGUGAGCAGAUCCUAUACAAAUGAUUCAUUUGCCUUUUGCUCUCCACUCCCAGGCUGUCAUAAUGAAGGAGCAUUAACCAGAACGGCUUUAUAUCAUGGGUGGAUGGUUGGGCUAGGUGAUCUUAUUGCUCUUCCCAACCUUAAUGAUUCUAUGAUAUAUAAUUUAUAAUAUACAAUAUAUACAUUUAGUUUUAAGGACUUUGAAGUUAUAUGCUAUUCCAUGUUAUCCUGCUGUUACGCCGCAGUCUAUGUGAUCCAGCCUGUAAGUCAUGCUGUAAGUCAUCACUUUGGCUUCUAAAAGUUGGAAGGUUUUAGAGAUGCCCAAGCCAGAACUCUUGCAUAUGAAAACAUGCUCUUCCCGUCGCACAGAUCGUUGGCAGACAGGGCUGUGUUCUGCACUUUGGCAGCAAAAUGGCUGUUUUCAGGUAGAAGUUGGGUUUGCUUUUUAUUUUACAGCUGGUUGGAUGAGUAAAAGUUUGUAGAUAAACUUUCCUUUUUGUUUUUUAGCCCCUCUGCCUUUACUCUGUGUUCUGCCUUUGACAAAAGUUACUUACAGGAACUUGGGCUUGUGAAAUGCAGUAUGCAUUUGAGCAUUCGGAUUGACUAUAACGGCAACCAGAUCCUUUCCCUUCUCUGCCUUUGUUUUAUGGGUGGAGCUGAGCUGUUUGCUGGUUUUGUAGCUCUUGAGGUUGUUGAAGUGUUUAAUUACACUUCAAAAAGCGUUUCAAGAGGUGGAAAAACACACUUUGUGCAAGUAUGUAGGGUUUGGCUCUGUUGAGUCCUAGUGCUCUCACACUUCUGUUAAUAAUCCGCUUCUGGAAUGACCCCGUUACCACAGUGAUAUGAGGAAAUAAUCUCCUUUUCAGCAAUAAUGCUCUCGUGGUCACUCAGCAUCAUACAGCACCUUUGGUCCGUGCUCUUCAUUUGGCCAUUUCCAUGGCAAUGUUCUGUGCUUCCUCCUUCCUAGGAAGAUGUCUGUUCCUUUAUCAGGAAAGAUAUUUAUGGAAUGGAGUAGGUCUGAGAACAAGCAGAGGUUGCUGUGAGCCUGCUGGGCUCAGGGUUAUUGUGCUUACAGUGAUGGAAGGAUACCAGGGGAUGCGUUCAUUCUCUUCUCCUGUCCUCGAUAAGCCUGCCUUGCUGUUAAUCUUCCCCUCACUGAAGAGUCAUAGAAUUGUUUGAGUUGGAAGGGACCCUUAACGAUCAUCUAUCCAGCUCCCAGAGAAGACUGAUGGCGUUUCCCUUGAGGCUGAAGGACAGAAGGAGGGCAGGAGAAUCAGCCAUCGGUGAAAGCAUUGUGCUCUGGGGGAUUCCUCGGUCCCAAGGCAGAGAUGUUGGUGGGCUGAGCAGUUUCACCCCCCGGCGUCACCGUGUGGUUCCUAAAAGAGGAACUGAAGAACCACCUUUUUAUUUGUCCUUCCAUUGUCAUCAGUAUGGAAAAUGGCGGUGGGUGGCGGCUGGACUUGAUGAUCUUAGUGGUGUUUUCCAACCUCAAUGGUUCUAUGAAAAGUAAGUCUUCCUAUGACAUAAGUGGGAAAGCUCUCUUUUUUUCUCCCAGCUGCCUGCGUUCUGCCAAAGGAUGGAAAUAUUUGAUUUUAAAAAAGAAAAUAUUUAUCUCACGACUUCCAGUGUUUUAGGUGCUGGACAUUCCGUGUUGUUUGAAGAGAGGGAAGCCAAAUUAAACCGAAGAUAAUUUUGGUGCCGGCUGCUGUUGGCUCUUCUGAAACAGGAGGCGCCUUGGUUUGGGAUCAGCACCACGUCUUUGUUUGUGUGUCACUCAUGGGUGGCUUGUGAGGGAGAUUGCAGCUCAGCUGGUUUGUGCUGGAGGGUUUUUCUGGCCCAGAACAUCACUUUCUAUCCAAGGGGUUAACCCAUCUCCAGCCCCCGGAGCAGUACUGGUAGGGGCAAGACUUGGAGAGCAUAACUGAUCAUCAACAUGGACUGCAGAGUGAGGGUGAUGUGCUUUGAAGUGCAGAGAGAUGGGCAGGCUGAGAACGUGGAGAAGGGGAAAUAUCUGGAAGGAAAUGAGUUGAUUCAAAGCUGUCUGUACAAAAGAUGUUAGGCAACAUCGUGGCAAGAGACGUGAAGAAGUUACCUCAUGUGUUUACUUUCGUCAUUUUGAAAUUCCUCUCUUGUUUUUUCCUUUUGGCUGUGGCUGUUUUAGUCCCAGUACCUGCAUUAGAACAAUGUGUGGUUGUGUUGUUGUUAUGGGUUUGGCUCCUUUGAUAUGAAGCCCCAACAAGUGAAUUUUUACCCUUCUGCUGCGAUUCGCUUCAUCGACUUUUUGGUCGACUGCAGGAUUUUCCUUAUUUGUAAUUUACUCUCAAAAAACUCGUGGAUCUGUUUCAGACCUUACCUUUUCUUCAUUCCUUUUUACCUACAAGUCAGGAACGAUUUAUUACGUUGCUUUCCUGAGGUUGCUGUGUUAACCCUUGAGCUAUCCUGGUGGAAAAGUGCCCUAAAUUGCAGAGCCGGGGGGAGAGCGGCAGGCAGCAGCGCUUCGGGCCUCUCUCUCAAUUACUAAUUUAUUUAGCUAAAAGUGAAAUCCGAUCUUGUUUCCCUGACCUGCCAGGAGGUAAUAGCAUUCCGUUUCUUUUCUUAACUGUGUGAAAGAGAAAUGGAAGUUGCAGUGGCAUCCUUCAGGUUAUUCAUUUACGCAGGGGAAGCUGUGGGCUCCGAGGAGAGGCGCAGCCGCGCCGUGUUCCUAACAGGGCUCAGCUGAAGGGGAGAGCAUCAGUGUAUGGACCAUUAACUGAACCCAGAGAUGCUGUGGGAAUGCACGUCUUGGUCUCUGUGCACGGACCUCUCGCACAAAUUUGUUGGUGAACAAUCAGAAUAAUGUUCAACAUAAACCUGUUGGAGAACCUGAAGGUUUACAUCAGCAGCCGACCUCCGCUCGUGGUCUUUAUGAUCAGCGUAAGCGCUAUGGCAAUAGCUUUUCUGACACUGGGUUAUUUCUUUAAAAUCAAGGAGAUCAAGUCACCAGAAAUGACAGAGGACUGGAAUACCUUCCUCCUGAGGUUUAAUGAUUUGGACUUCUGUAUAUCUGAGAACGAAACCCUGAAGCAUCUCAUCAAUGACACCACAACUCCAGAAAGUACCGUGACCAGCGGGCAGGCGAGAUCUUCCACGCAGUCUCCACAGACUCUUGAGGACUCCGGUCCCAUCAACAUCUCCGUUACAAUCACUUUGACACUGGACCCACUCAGACCAUUUGGCGGAUAUUCCCGCAACAUCACACAUCUAAGUUCCACCAUUUUUGGGCACCAAAUUGGACUCUCAGGAAGAGAAUCCCACGAGGAGAUAAACAUUACGUUCACGCUGCCGGCUGCCUGGAAUUCAGACGACUGCGUUCUUCAUGGUCACUGCGAGCAGGUUGUGUUCACAACCUGCAUGACUGUGACAGCAGCCAGCAACGUAUUCCCUGUCACAGUUCAGCCACCACAUUGUGUUCCUGAAACAUACAGCAAUGCUACACUUUGGUACAAGAUCUUUACCACAGCAAGGGACUCUAAUACCAAGUAUGCACAAGAUUAUAACCCCUUCUGGUGUUACAAAGGAGCAAUUGGAAAAGUGUAUCACGCUUUAAAUCCCAAACUAACCGUUAUAGUUCCAGAUGAUGAUCGCUCUCUAAUAAACCUACAUCUCAUGCAUACCAGUUACUUUCUUUUUGUGAUGGUGAUUACAAUGUUCUGCUAUGCAGUUAUUAAAGGCAGACCAAGCAAACUGAGGCAAAGCAAUACAGAAUUCUGCUCUGAAAAGGUUGCUUUGUCAGAAGCGUAAUCCAUCCUCUCAUCUUCCUGAGAACGACUGAGAACCGUAAUCAUUGCCUGCUGAACCCAGAAUGGGUCUUAACACUCUGUGAAUACAUUAUCUUGCAAUGUUGGUUUAUUCCAACCAAAGACAUUUCAAGUGCCUGUAAUUGAUUUGUACAUAUUUAUAAGAGUAUAUUCCGAAUAGGUCAGAUGAUGCACUUGUUCCGCAUUGUAGUGCGGCCAGAAACGUUCAGUCUUUACCUGUGGACAUAGCCGAAUGUUUGUGUAGAUAUGUUUAGUGAUAUGGCUACAUAUAGUCAGAGCAAGAUAUUUUUGUCUAGCUGCAUCCGGGCAGGUUAAGAUGCCUUUGCAAAUGUCUCAAACAAACCAACAAAUCUUUGUUAUUUGCCCAAUGAUAUGUACAGUGUGUUUGAAACGGUAUGCACCUUUGAUAUAAUACUGCAUUUCCAGAGCCACCAAUCUACUACAUGAGUUAAAUGUGUGUUUGUGUGGCCUGAUACCUUCUUCCAUUUGCUCCUUGCUUGCGAGAAAAGAUAUCAACGUUUUUAGGUUUAUUUUUUUGAAGAAAGAGAUACAUAUACACAUUUUAAUAGUGCUGUAUUUAGGACAAACUUGUGCUUUUAUUCAUAGUAAAAACUUAAGAAGUGAAGUCCCAUUUUAAAAUCUUUCUUAAUGAAAACUAAGUUUGAUUAUUAUUAUUAUUAUUAUUAUUUUUUCCCUUUGGCCCGCUGAAUGCCAGAGAGCUAGUCAGCACUGAGACUGCCUGGGCAGCUUUCUGCUUGGCCUCCCAUCCGCAGCCCUCGAACCCAGGACGUGCAUCUCUGCUGCAGAGCAGCUCUCUGUCAACCUUCCUUCUAGAAGGUGGAGCUUGGUAAAAAGAUGCAUUGUGUUGUCUGCUGGGGCUCUGCACAGCCUCGGGCAAGCGCAAAUAAUGAAAGGAAGAGAAAUCCUGUCCUGUGUUACAAAGCCUCACUUCGGGGCUCUCCAUCCAUCUCUGGAGGGCAGCUGAAAAUGACACUUUUAUUAGCUUAGGCCAAUUUCCAUGUAAUGCUGUCCACUAAGGGGGAGAUGACAAGGAGGGAACUAGGGCUGUCGUGAUCAAGGUCAAAGAAACCACACAGUAAAACUCACACUGUUCUCUGUGUCCAUUCUUCAAUCAGAGGAGUUUUUAUUAUGCGCAUUUUUCCCUUUUCCAUUCUGGCUUUUGCUGUUUCUUUCCCCCUCGUUAUUCAGUAACCUCAUUAAUUUUCAGGAGUUGUGGUUUCCCUGCAGACAUUUCCACCAUUGCUUUUAAAAUCUCACUGGUUGCCUUAAUUGACCUUUCAUCCUCUCUUUGUAGUGUAGGUCUGCAAAGAUACACUUAUGGUUGUUUUUUUUUUCCUCUUUCCCUUUGGUAAAUUUCACUCUAAACUACACAAAACGAGAAGACUCAAGUCAAAAUCUUACAGUCUCCAUUGUGCUGGCCUAAGAUUCUUAGUUUAUUACCAAUAGAUGUUAUUGUGAAUGGUACCCUGCUGGUCUGUGGGCCUGUAUACAUAGGACUUCAGUAUUCAGUAAGCUUGCUUUGAACGCUCUGAAGAGCAGUGAAGAGUCACACUUCAUAAUGAGAACGUUUCCAUUCCAGAAUGGCAGUUACUUAAGCGGUGGUAACUAAUACAUUUUUUUCUCCAGUGAUGUUAAGGCAAAGCUCAAGAAGUGGCCUAGUUUGAAGUCUAGGGAUAAAACGAAGCUUCCAGUUUUCUCCCAGUGUUGCUGUGGGCUUAUAACAUUGCUUCACUGUUGUGGGUCAGCAAGGUGAAACAGCUUCUCAUGGAAACUGUGCGAGCUGUUCCUGAUCCAUGCGUGCCACCUUCUGCAAUAGUGCUGCCUGCAAGAGUUGCCUGCGAGGGUGGCUUGAUCUGGGGACCAAAGGCAGGAAGAGGAAACUGACUGGGGUGGUGCUGCAAGUUCUGGAAAUACCGACAGAGCCCUGAUGGUGACUCCUUUAAAAAAGCAAACCCCACCUCCUUUCUGCUUCAGCAAACUGAAAAUCCACCUCCAGGUGUCCUAUUUACAAAUUGGUCUGUUGGGGAAAAACGUACGUAUAUACAUACAUAUUUUAAAUCUGGCUUUGCUAUUUGGUCAUGAGAGGAGCCUGCUUUGUGAUUCGUCACCCACUGUAUGGAAAUACGGAGAAAUACUGAGAUUGCGACCCGCGAAAGCAAAAGGGAGAACGUUAGAGAGUUGUGUUUUUGGCCUUAGUUUUCCCUUUGCACCCAUUAUUGCAGCGGGGAGGUAGGAGUCCAUCAGGUUGGGUUGCUGCAGCACUGAGGAAUAUGGGAUUGUUCCUAGGCGCGACGUAAAACAAGUUCAAUGCAGCCAAACAGAAAAGUAAAAACUUAAUGUUAGAGUUCAGAUCAUAUUGAUCUUUCCUUUUUUUUUUUUUUUUUUUUUUUUUUGGGUUUCUUUUUCUUUUUAACUAUGACUUGAAUCAGUUUUGAUUCUAUUUGUACGUGUUUUCUUGUUCUUAGAAAGCUGCCGUUUUCUUUUGCGUUUUUUCUUUGGCAUUACAUAGAAAAUCUGAGCCUUGGAUUUCAACCCCCCGCAGGUGAUUGUAGGCUUAAGAUGGCUUUUUUGUUUUGUUCUUACAUUUCACUUGUCUUGUUGCAUGACGGCUAAUAGCUGAUUUGGAAAUGACAUUUCUCUCCUAGAUUAAUUUUGUGUUUGUAUGAUGUGCAUCUUGCUUUGCAGAAUAAAAACGAUGACGUUUA